Molecule: messenger RNA, 3399 nt
Organism: Aspergillus novofumigatus IBT 16806
Lineage: Eukaryota; Fungi; Ascomycota; Eurotiomycetes; Eurotiales; Aspergillaceae
Exons: 12
Coding region: 1-3399 (1132 amino acids)
Biological process (GO): carbohydrate metabolic process
Molecular function (GO): chitin binding; hydrolase activity, hydrolyzing O-glycosyl compounds
Source: RefSeq, a predicted model, not a curated record
AUGCACCGGUUCAAGAUUCCGGCGGCCUCGCUCUGGAUGUUAUUCAUCUCUUGUUUCUUGCUCUUCUUACCAAUUCAGGCUCAGGACUGCAGUGCGCUUAGUCCAUGUGCGACCGGUUGCUGCAACAAAUUUGGCUACUGUGGCGUGGGUGACGACUACUGUGGCGCCGACUGUGUUGCCGGUUGCGAUUACCGGCCUGAAUGCGAUGCGUCUAACCCUUGUGCAACGGGUUGUUGCAAUAAGUUUGGGUAUUGUGGUUUAGGACCUGACUACUGUGCAAAAGACGUCAGAGCCGAGUGCGAUCCGGGUGGCUAUGGAGAGUUUGCGGAUAGCGCGAAGUGCCCGUUGAAUGUCUGCUGUUCUAAGUUCGGCUUCUGCGGUACGACGAAGGAAUUUUACAGUACUAAAAAGAACAGCGGACUCAGCCGUGUCAUCAGAUAUUAUAAAGGCUUCUAUCCUAAACAGAUCCCUAUGGGAGUCUACACUUAUCUGAAUUAUGCAUUCGCCUCCAUUGACCCAAAGACAUUUGAAGUGCUUCCGCCUAGCACAUAUAAGAAGGAUUUGAUGAAGCACCUAACAGCCCUUAAAAGGUCCAACCCUAAUCUAAAGGUCUAUAUUGCUGUGGGUGGCUGGACGUUCAAUAAUCCCAGACCGACUGCUACGGUUUUUUCUGAUAUUGCAUGCUCUGAGGCCAAUCAGAAGGCUUUCUUCAAGUCUUUGAUUAGUUUCAUGUCAACGUACAACUUUAAUGGUAUCAACCUGGAUUGGGAAUAUCCUUAUCUGCAAAACUUUGAUAUUGUUAACUUACAGAAGGAUGUGGACUUUUUCAACAUUAUGUCUUAUGACCUCCAUGGGGCUUGGGACAGAAACAAUAAGUGGCUUGCGCCUGAGUUAAAUUCUCACAUGAAUUUGACUGAGAUCACGAACGCACUAGACCUGUUAUGGCGGAACGAUAUCAACUCCGAAAAGGUUGUGCUGGGCCUGGCAUUCUACGCCCGUGUGUUCUCUGCCAUGAGCCCCAGCUGUAUGAAGCCAGGAUGCACCUUUCAGUCUGGAGGAAAUGCAGAAGUAUGUAGCAAUGAGGUAGGAAUUUUGCUAAAUUCAGAGAUUGUUGAGAUCAUGAAUGACCAUCAAGUGAAGCCCACCUUGGACAAGGAUGCCGCUGUGAAGAUCCUCAAGUUCAAUAACAACCAGUGGCUGACAUAUGACGACGCAGAUACCUUUAAGUUGAAGGCAGAGUUUGCACAUGGGCAGUGUCUGGGAGGUGAAGUCGCUAAUCACAAAGUCAAGGCACUUGCUAUGAGCACUGUGACAGACAAAUUGGAGACCCACAAAGUUCACCAGCAGUGUAAGUGGACAAAUUGUUUCAAGAACUACCCUGCUGGCUGGACCCUGAUCACUCACAGUGAUAGUGGCGCGCGCAAGGGAGAAGGUAUGUUAGACAACACUAGCUGUAGUCAGCGCGGAGACCAUCUCUUCUGCUAUCCCCCUGACUCACCUCUUCCAACUUGCGGCUGGUAUGGGCACCGCAAUGGUAAGUGUAAUGGGAGAGGGAAUUGCCCAGAAAAAACAGUGGAGAUCAGAUCUCAUAGUCAGGAUUGUGAAAACAACAAUUACCAGGCAGCAUGCUGCACUUUCAACACCCCAAGCAUGAAGCUCUAUUCUCAGUGCACAUGGGCCGAAUCUCCCAAGUGCAAUGAAGGGGUGUGCCUGAAUACCUUGUGGGGGGACUACUGCAAAUGGAAGACCUUUAAAUAUACCUGGAAUAGGCAGGAGGCCACCUAUCAGGAGAGAAAGUACUGCUAUGACCAAAAGGAUGACACCAAAUGGGAGGACUGUGAGUAUGCCGCCGUAGAUGGAUACUGUGCUAGCAGCUGCCCCAACGACCGUGUAAGAGUGGCCCUGGAAACCAGAAAUGGCUGUGAGGGAGACAGCAGCCAAGCCUGGUGUUGCAAGCCCAAGUAUAUUACACUCAGCAAGCGCUCUUACACAGAUGCGGAGACCAGCUUGGAACAGAGUGUGAAAGAGUUCAUGGAUGAUCCAUCCUGCGGCAUAGACAACUAUUGGAAGCGCGAUCUGGUGCUGGAUGACUACCUUCUCAGGAAUGUCACGUCUUAUGAAUUCAGCAGCCUGUCAGCACUUGUACGCCGCGCGAGCAGCAAAGCCCAGGAGGCUAUGCAAGAUCUUCUCAGCACGCUGCUCUUAUCAUACACUGUCUCAGAAGCUUCACAAGAGAUCUGGAAAAGACAUGUUAUCUCCCUUUAUCCAAAUCUCACUGUGGAAAAGAUCCGGGCUUAUAUGACCAGGGCCCGAGAUUGGGUGCGAGAGGGAUCCUGGCGGCUGGUAGAUCUCAUAGUAUGCAAUAUGUCCUUCUACAAUGCGGUGCUGGGAGACGUAGAUGCGAUUAUAUGUCCUAUUCCGGACAGACACUGGGACGACGAUCCUGAAGGUGACCUCAAAGAUGACGCCGAAGAUGACCUCGAAGCCCGGGAUCUGGAGAAAAGAUCCUCCCGAUCAUUUACGCGCACCAUUGGCGGCGCAGUGUGGAUUGUGCGGUCAUUAGCUUAUAGAAAUAGGGGUCGGUGGCCACGCGAUAACGCUAUCUGGAGCGCGGGAUAUGGAUUUCAAGACAAUGACAACUGCUUGAGUACAGAUAUUGGAACUCGGCCAGUUACUCGACAGAACGAGGAAAACUUCGUGGUGGAGCAUGUCCCUGAAUUACAGACUGUUGCUGAUUUUGUCGAGGAUGCUCAUAAUGGUGUUGUGCCUUCUGGAAGCGCACCGUACCCUCCCCUCUCCGCUGAUUUCAUCCGGCAAGGUUUGGAUGCACCGAUACUUAGGAAUCCACCCCCUAUGAGGGGAGGUGCCCAAUCGGAUCGGCCCAUCGUGCGGAUGAUGAACGCACUUGGCAGCACAAGAAAUGACAGAGGGUUCGUUCUACUCGAUGGUGAACUGAACCAGGUAAAGAAAAACCUUUGGAUGGGGAACAAACCUUACAAUGACAAAGAUAUGGAGAGUGCUGUCAAGGAUGACAACUACACAGCUGCACUAAACAGCAUGCGAGCGGCCAUUGCGGUUAUCCAUUACUUGAACCAUCCUGUCAUCAACUCCCACAUGGCAAGCUCGCUAAAUGAAGUUCGUUCAGAAUUAGGCCUAGCCAAUAAUAGGUGGGCGGACCUCGGCAACCGCAGAGAGUAUGCACAAGAGUGGUGGAGUAUAUGGGUCAGGGACCAUUUCCAUCAAGUGGGCCUUCAUACUCAUAGCUGGGUUGACAGAUGGGCCACGGCAAUGGACAGGUAUUGGGCGACACGGACAGGACUUACGGCGGUGCAGGUACGGGAGAUCCUUCGCACUUUAAGGGACACAGAUACCACCAUAAACCAGGAUGAUAUAGAUUAG